Messenger RNA from Eruca vesicaria subsp. sativa (arugula), 1008 nucleotides. Lineage: Eukaryota; Viridiplantae; Streptophyta; Magnoliopsida; Brassicales; Brassicaceae. The record is from the annotation of a GenBank genome assembly.
AUGAGAACCCACGAGACCAGCGAAACCACUAUCCCUGAGCUCUGCCAACUGAUCAAUUCAAUAAUUGAAACGCUCCCACCACUCGGUGAGCCACAUCAAACCGGGGACACGUCGCUAAUGGAUGGUCCAGACCCGACGGAGGCUGGAACCAAAAGGUUAACCGAACCACUCUUCUUGAAAAAGAUAUUACUUGAGAACUCUGGUGAUCAUACCAAUGAGCUAACUACCUUAGCUUUGUCUGUCCACGCCGUAAUGUUGGAAUCUGGAUUUGUUUGGUUCAACCCUAACUCCUCUGAUAAUAAGUUUAGCUUUUCGAAAGAGUUACUUUCUGUAACCCUAAAGUAUACCUUACCUAAGUUAGUUGAGUUUGUUACCGUUACGUUUCAGAGCUUAAGUCAUGAUAAGGUUGUAGUUUACGGGUCUUUUAAUGGGAAUGUACGAAGGGUUUAUCUAGAUAAAACUAGGGUUUUUGAUAUUCUGAAACUUGACGAAGAAGUUAUCUACAAGGAGGUGUUCAUGUUUUGGAGAAUGGUGAAAGAGGGUCUUGUUACCCCGUUGUUGAUUUCUCUUUGCGAUAAGUCAGGCUUGGAACUUCCACCAUGUUUUAUGUUUCUACCAACAGAGCUUAAGCGGAAGAUAGUGAAGUCCCUUACGGGUGCGAGUCUCGCGAAGAUGGCUUGCGUUUGUAGAGAGACUCGGCGUAUGGCGUCAAGCAAUGCGUUGUGGAAACAGAAAAUAUGGGAGGAAGCUAGGCAUCUUGUUACUGUGGAUGGAGGCAGGGGCUCGGUUAAUUGGAAGUCGAAGUUUGCUUGUUUUUGGAUACGUUACCAACAAAAACUGUCACCUGUAAUACAACAACACGUACCAGACACCUUUGAGAGCAUUGUCAUGAGUAUACGUCGCAAUCGUUUGCCUCGUGACCCUGACUCUUUCGAAAUGUUUAAUGGUGAUGAUGACUUGCAUGAUCACUUACAGAUGCGUCGUUUUAGUCCCGGAGGGCAGUCUUAG